UUACGUUUACAUCCGCAAGUGAAUCCGCCGAAGAAGAACGGUCCGUUAUAAUUCGGCCCAAGCGUCCAGCGGUUUCCGUAUGUGGUAUUUACACAGAAUGAGGAACUCGAAGAGAUGUCAUCAUCUUCAUUCUGGUUUAAUGAUCACAUAAUGGACAGCAAUGAUGUCCGAGCAUUAGUCUAAAUGCUGCAGAGGGAUAGCUACAGAACCAAGCAAUUCAGCAAGGAAUCUCCCAAGGAAUUUAACAUAUUUGCCGUGAAGCAGUCACUUUUACUUCUUUAAUUAAAGGGACAUUUCAGAAAAGACUGAUAUUGAUCAAUGAAUGAAAUUCAAAGAGUGUGAUUCCAAAAAAAACAGUCUUGUUUGAAAUUGUGUGGACAUGUUAAUUUAUAAAGUUGGUUUUUGCACGGAUUUCACAUGACCCAACUGACUGGAUAACCUUGGCACAAUCUCUCUUCCUACCUGCGUGUGAUUUCAUGUGGGUAAUGCUUGGUGUGAGAGGUCUCUCUGCUUUGGACCUUCACUGAGCGAUGCAGGGUGGCGCGUGCUGAUUGGGCGCCAGGGCUGGGGUGGGCUCGGUCGCCUGGUCGCGAUGGCCAGACGGGGGUGGCCGCUCCAGGGCCGGCUGCGCUGGCUCUUCCUGGGGACCUUCCUGCUGCUGGUCUUCCUGCUUUUCGCCUACCUGCUGGAGUGCACCCCUCCGGCUGACUCGGGCCUGGCCCUCACGGGGCUGGGGAGCGAGCCGUACGGCAAGGACUACUACCAGGCCGUCCUGCAGGAGCAGGAGGAGCGACACCUGAACCGAGCCGCCAGCCUGAAGCGGCAGAUCGCCCAGCUCAAGCAGGAGCUCCAGGACAUGAGCGAGAAGCUGAAGGCCCUGCAGGAGAAGCGGGACCUGGAGGCCCGCCCGGACGGCCGGGACCCCGACCCCGGCGACCUGCUGGAGUACCUGCACGCGCAGAUCGACAAGGCCGAGGUGAACGCCGGGGCGCGGCUGCCCAGCGAGUACGCCCUGGUGCCCUUCGAGAGCUUCACCAGCACCAAGGUGUACCAGCUGGAGAUGGGCCUGACCCGGCACCCGGAGGAGAAGCCCGUGCGGAAGGACCGCCGGGACGAGCUGACCGAGGCCGUCGAGGCCGGGCUGGACGUCAUCAACAACCCCGCCGAGGGCGAGGGCCAGGACGAGGACGGCAUGACCGUGCAGAAGCCCGUCUACACAGAGGGAGACUUCAUCGAAGGACUUUACAGGACAGAGCGGGACAAAGGCACUCUGUACGAGCUGUUUUUCGGGAAGGAGGGCUCCACGGACUUCCAGCGCGUCACCCUCUUCCGGCCCUUCGGCCCGCUGAUGAAAGUGGCCAGCACCUCGGUGGACACGGCCGCCACCAUCAUUAACAUCAUCGUGCCCCUCUCCGGAAGAACGGAGACCUUCCAGCAGUUUCUCGUCAACUUUAGGGAUGUGUGCAUAGACCAGGACAGACUGGUGCAUCUCACUGUGGUCUACUUUGGCAAGGAAGGCUUGGCGGAGGUUAAGUCUUCACUGGAGAAAAUGUUCAUUAAGGAGAGUUUCUCCAACUACACCCUGAUCCCGGUGAAUGAGGAGUUUUCCCGGGGGAGGGGCCUGGAUAUCGGGGCGCAUGCCUGGAAGAAGGGGGACGUGCUCAUGUUCUUCUGCGACGUUGACAUCUACUUCACACCCGAGUUUCUCAACACCUGCCGCCUGAACACGGCUCCCAAUAAGAGGGUGUUUUACCCUGUAGUGUUUAGUCUGUAUAAUCCGGCCAUCGUUUAUGGAAACUUGGAACUCGCUCCUCCCAUUGAGCAACAACUGAUUCACAAAAAAGAUGCUGGUUUCUGGAGAGAUUUUGGCUUUGGAAUGACAUGCCAAUAUCGCUCUGACUUUCUCAACAUUGGAGGCUUUGACCUGGAAGUGAAAGGCUGGGGUGUGGAGGACGUUCACCUGUACAGGAAGUACCUUCGGAGCGACCUGAUCGUGAUCCGCACGCCCGUGUCGGGCCUGUUCCACCUGUGGCACGAGAAGCAGUGCGCGGACGAGCUGACGCCGGAGCAGUACCGCAUGUGCAUCCAGUCCAAGGCCAUGAACGAGGCCUCGCAUUCGCACCUGGGCAUGCUCGUGUUCCGCCACGAGAUCGAGAGCCACCUCCGCAAGCAGGCCUACAAGACCAAGAGCAAGGCUGAGGACUGAGGACUGAAGACUGAAGCCUGGAAAUGUACAGAUUAAACCCCCGAGGACUCUAACCCUUCAUAGAGCAGCAUAUAAAGCAUGGAUUCAGUCAUACUCUGUAGACCUGGGCAGUUUUUAAAUGCGACCUGCUCAAACAUUGGGAAACAUGGAGUUCCAAAGGCGAGGACUUUCUUUGGGUCUAUAUGUGGUGCGAAGCUUGGAGCUUUGCGCUCGCAGUUAAACGCACGUGAACAUUGAUGGCGCAAAUAACAAUUGGUGGCUUAAACCUGCAAGCUGGUGUCGACUGCAGCAGCCAGGAGUUUCAAUGACGUGUGCAGGACUUCCUAGUGAAGAACAGUUGUUCCUUUGUACCGGUGUAUACUAUUGGAUUUGCACUAUAUUUCGUAAGACUGUGCUGUGUUUCUAUCUGUUACCAUGGACUAAGCCACGCCCACCUUCCUAAUUAUCUGUGCGCGCUCUGGCAUUCCGCGUAGUUUUGAGCACCAUAAAUGCUGCCACCUACAUGUUAUAAUGAGAUCCCAGUGACUUGUGAAGAUCAAAGUUCCUCCCUUAGCAAUCAUUGGUGCCUCUUGAGCUGAGACUAGAUUGAGCCGUCAGUAUUUUCUUUCUUUUUUUAAAUAUAAAAAAUGUAUGUUAAAAAAGUGUACACACUUUAUCAAUAACAGAACAAGGACUAGCGAAUGUCUUUUAAAAUCUGUCUAAAAGGUUUUGUCCAGAAAAGACCAAUCGCCAACAAAUUGUUCUUUUGAGAUAUGAAUUUACUUGACUAAUACUGGCUAAUAUUUAGUUGUUCUAUGUUCAGUGGAAUUGUUUCUUGAAUGUAGAUUCCUAAAAGAGAGCUUUGUAUUCGAGUCCAUUCAGGGUUCUGCACGGUAUCAUUCAUUGUGACAGUCUCAAUGCUGUAUGUUUUUUUUUUUUUUUUUUUAACGGACUAAGUAUUAUGUAAAUGGUGUUCCCACAGCACAGGUUACAGUGAUGUGGGUAGUUUGUCGCAGUGCUGUUUUACCGUGUCGGUCGCUUCGAAAAAAUGCUCAAGAAGAAACAUUUCAAAUGGGCGUCUGUGCCGGAAGCCAAACCGACGUGACAGCUCUCUUCUGUGAACUGCCUCAUUAGAGAAAGCCUCCUUCUGCCUUUUGAACCUUUUUGAGGGUGUUUGUCUCAGUUCUUUAUUGCUCGUGAAGGGUAUUUCUGUCCCCAAGUGCUGCGUUUUGUUUCCUGUGCCAAUUUCAUGUAUUCUUUUUUGGAUUAGAUUAGCUUCAGACCAUAAACUCCAAGAAGGUAAGCUGGACUUGCUGUUACAGAAAAACCUUUUGCUGCCAUUAAAGUACAGAGGGGGUUUCCAUU
This is a messenger RNA of Anguilla anguilla (European eel), 3550 nucleotides long. It is a transcript of the gene csgalnact2, whose product is annotated as chondroitin sulfate N-acetylgalactosaminyltransferase 2. The record is from RefSeq and is a predicted model, not a curated record. The coding region runs from base 593 to 2206 and encodes 537 amino acids. The transcript is spliced from 8 exons. Gene Ontology annotation, molecular function: glucuronosyl-N-acetylgalactosaminyl-proteoglycan 4-beta-N-acetylgalactosaminyltransferase activity. Gene Ontology annotation, cellular component: Golgi cisterna membrane. Lineage: Eukaryota; Metazoa; Chordata; Actinopteri; Anguilliformes; Anguillidae.